GUAUCCACAAAAAUACUACUGUUAUACAAUAACAGAGACUGAAACCUGAGAGACUGCUUCGCACGCGAGGACUGGUGCAAGCUUAUAAGAGCGGCUCAUUGUAAAGCUAAAGGCUUCUCUCCUCUGUCCUGGUGCACAAUUAGAGACUGCAGGCAACGAGAAAUGGCACAGAAGACAGCACUGAUUGUUUAUGCCCACCAGAGUCCCGCCUCAUUCAACGCUGCUGCGCGGGAUGUAGCGGUUCAGGCUCUGACAAAGCAAGGCUAUAAAGUCCUAGUGUCGGAUCUAUAUGCUAUGAACUUCAAAGCCUCAGCAACUGCAGAGGAUAUUAAGGGUGAUCUGAAGAAUCCUGAGCACUUUAUAUACAACAAUGAGAUGAUGGUUGCAUGGCAAGACGGUCGUUUAAGUGAUGACAUUGCAGAAGAACAGCAUAAAUUGGAGCAGGCAGAGCUGGUUAUCUUUCAGUUCCCCCUCUACUGGUUUAGUAUACCUGCCAUCAUGAAGGGCUGGAUAGACAGAGUCUUAACUCAAGGAUUUGCCUUCACCCUGCAGAAGAUGUAUGACAAUGGCAUUUUCAAGGCUAAGAAGGCCAUACUUUCAUUCACCACUGGGGGAACAGAGUCCAUGUUUAAGCCCGAUGGCGUCCAUGGAGACAUCAAUGUUCCCCUCUGGCCUUUACAGGUGAGAUAA
This is a messenger RNA of Sinocyclocheilus grahami, 690 nucleotides long. RefSeq names its product NAD(P)H dehydrogenase, quinone 1 (gene nqo1). NCBI's taxonomy places the organism in Eukaryota, Metazoa, Chordata, Actinopteri, Cypriniformes, Cyprinidae. Gene Ontology annotation, molecular function: NAD(P)H dehydrogenase (quinone) activity. The transcript has 6 exons. The coding region runs from base 163 to 690 and encodes 175 amino acids. Gene Ontology annotation, cellular component: cytosol. The record is from RefSeq and is a predicted model, not a curated record.